This is a messenger RNA of Larimichthys crocea (large yellow croaker), 1921 nucleotides long. Its product is annotated as dnaJ homolog subfamily C member 30. The record is from RefSeq and is a predicted model, not a curated record. Lineage: Eukaryota; Metazoa; Chordata; Actinopteri; Sciaenidae. The coding region runs from base 141 to 1109 and encodes 322 amino acids. The transcript has a single exon.
AUCGGUAUCAGUAUCGGCAGUAUCGCGCACCGCUACUAACUGGCGCUUGCACCUCCUCAGCUCCGCCGCUGGGGGCGCUGCAGUUUUCCCGCGUCACGGAAGUCCAAGUCCGUCUUCCUCCUCCGCUGCUGCCUGUAAACAUGGCGGAGGUCAGGCACCGCCUCGGAACGGGAGCGUACAGCUUUGCACAGAAAACAUGUCGCCGGUACGUCCUGCAGAGUCAGAACAAGCGAGGAAACAGCGCAACGAGAGCUCCGUCUGUCUCCACCGAGCUUCCGGUGGCCCAGAGCCCAAAUGGAGGACCGUACGGAGCCGGAGACCCCGAGGACGGAGUGACCGUUGGAGCUUCACAGGAGCUUUACACAAAGGUGACACGUCUGUUUGAGACUUUAGAAAACAUUAAAGAUAAUUCACCUCCUCACAACACCUCGGUUAAAAGUAUAGAGAGAAGUUAUGCCAGCUUUCCGAGCUCUUCCUGCAGCUUCAGCCGGCUGCAGAGCCUCGGUGGUGGGCGUCCAUGUUGGGGACAGUGUGUGUUUAUCAGAGCUUACAGCGGCAACGGGACCCGGUCCGAGCCACUUUACAAGUCCAAAACAGGCUACUAUGAAAUCCUGGAGGUGACACCUGCGGCCACUCACGCCCAGAUUAAAACCGCCUACUACAAGCAGUCCUUCGUCUACCAUCCGGACAGAAACGCAGGCAGCGAGGUGGCCACCGUCCGCUUCUCCGAGAUCAGCGAGGCCUACACGGUGCUCGGCAACAAGGCGCUGAGGAAGAAGUACGACCGGGGGCUGCUGAGCCAGUCAGACCUGGUCGCAACAGCCAGACCCUCCGGGAAGGAGACCACCGCCAAACAGCAACCUGACAGGAGGCGGUCUGUGAUGGACCCGGAGGCCCGAGGAGGUGUCUUUGAUUUCGACACGUUUUUUAAGUCUCACUACAACGAGCAGCUGCAGAGAGAAAAAGACGUCCGGGUCCGUAAGGAGGAGAUGCUGAGGAAGAAGCAGGAGACGUUUGGGGAGAAGAAGCCGGGCAGGCUGCUGGAGAUGGGAGUGGGGCUGAUGGUGGCGUUUGCUAUAGCUUUACUGAUCAGCUUGAAGCGGGGGUGAAGGAGGAAUGUAGUCUUUGUCCCAUCUUAAUAGAAAUGUCACUACAAACAAACCCAACACUGCUGACAUGACUGCCUCUGUCUUGAUCCCGUUGUGCACCCUGGAGGCAGUACGAUUGUGCAAUUUUCCUGCAGGAUUACACUGAUAAGACUCGACUGUAACGUGCAUAUGUUUCAGUUCCUCGGUCUCUAAGCAUUCAUCUCAGCACAGUACUGUACUCGUCUAAUUCAGCACAGUAUUCGUCGGUUGUUGAGUUGAUUCGGUGCACUGGGUUCGUGCACUUGGUGUAGCUGUUGACACAGUCACACACAGCUAACGUGACUCCCAGAACAUACGCAUGGGUAUCUCUGAACUUUGAGGGAGUAAGCUUAAGAAGCCAAACUUGAACAUUGUAUGAACACAAGCUGUCAGAACAAAAGUCAUAACUGUGCAAUAAAUACGUGCCGCUUUUAAACGUACAAAUACUGAGUGAACACAAUGACUGAGAAAGAUCCGGUGGUUGAUUUUCAACCUGGACAACUCUUUUGGCUUUUAUAAAGUCAUCUGUCCGGCAGAUUUCUUUAUUUUUAAAUGGUGAAACCAAGUUUGAUUAUGUUUUUAAAGUAUUGCUAUUUAUGAAAUAGUUGUAGCAGUGAAAGGAAGUGAGAGGUAUGUGGAUUAGUCCUAUAUUCAAGGGCAUUUUGGGAACUGUAGGUUCACGCACGGAUAGUUAAUUUAAAGAAUGUGCCUUGGGUGAUAUAUAUUGUAUGAAUCAAUUGUGUUAUUUAACUAAUAAAUGACUCAUGAGCGGUGCCUGUCAGAGCACAGUGAAA